Messenger RNA from Symbiodinium natans, 1064 nucleotides. The record is from the annotation of a GenBank genome assembly. NCBI's taxonomy places the organism in Eukaryota, Dinophyceae, Suessiales, Symbiodiniaceae.
GUGGUGUGCAGACGGUGCCGGGCCGAGCCUUUCGGCACGUGGAUUCCUACAACUCCGUCCAACUCGCCUCCAGCGCCUUGUGCUGCGUGCUCAGAGGCACCGUGCUGACAAACCGGGUUCUGUGGGCCGAGCAGCUGUUGCUGUUUCUCCUCUACGUGUGCAGCUGGCGGGUUGCCGUGGGCUUCAUGCGAGAGGCCAUAUCUCACGGCGAUGACAGUGUGGAAGUCCGCAUCACGCGCCAUUACACCGAGAUAAUGACCUCCCUGGCUGGCUUUCUCCUGGCUUUUUACACCUCCAUCGCAGUGAGCCGCUGGUGGCGCCUCCGCACGGAGGGCAUUGGCCGCAUUUGGGGCGCAAGCAGUCAGCUCAUGAUGCUGCUCGCGGCCCUGCUGGAAGAAGGGGACCUGGAGUUGCUCCUGGCCAUCCGAAGGUACGCGCGCGCCUCCCUGGCGAUCCACUUCUUGCGGCGGCGCUACCCCUCGGAUUUCAUGGAGAAGUUGGACGAGUUGGCGGAGCGAGAGAUCCUCCUGGACAGCGAGGUAGAGAAGCUCCGUGAGGUAGGCGUGAACCUGGCCGAAAGUGUGUGGACUUGGGUGACGCAGAUUGUAGUGACUCUGGCCCGGACCAAGCAGAUGUCAGAGUACAUGCUCACGCACUUGCUGCAAGUGGUGGAGAAGGGACGCUCCGGGGCAGCCUGCAUUGGAGCACAAAUGGGAACGCCCAUUCCACUGCAAUAUGUGCACUUAAUGGGUCUUCUGGUGAAAGCGCACAACGUCAUCCUGGCCUGUGCCUGCGGCUUCCAGCUGGCAGCCAUGAGCCACAGGUAUGCCCCCGGCAUCUCACUUAGAGUCUUCCUGACGCCGUUCCUCUACAACGGAAUCCUGCUCAUAAACGCAGAGUUGGCAGACCCUUUUGCGGGUGGAGUCAACGCAUUUUCCCUGGAGAAGUACGAGAAGGGCAUUGAGAAUGAUGGCCGGGGCUAUGUUCGAGCCAGCAUCUCUGUCCCCGACUGCCUGCCGGCUUGCCGUAGCCUGGGCAUGCCCCAACCAAGACGACCGAGUUGA